AUGAACUCUAUGAGGGAUCCAUUAAACACAGACCACCACCACCUAACAGGGAAUAAACUCGCCUCCACACACUACACGGCUCUGGCGAUGGCCUCUAGUUUACAGCCGCUGCAGCGGUCUGUGGACUCGAAACACCGGUUGGAGGUGCACAGCGUGUCGGACACGUCCAGUCCGGAGUCUGUUGAAAAAGAAAAGAUCCAAAACAAAAACGACGACUCCUCGGAUGACCCCUCCAAAAAGAAGCGGCAGCGGCGGCAGAGGACUCACUUCACCAGCCAACAGCUGCAGGAACUGGAGGCCACUUUCCAGCGGAAUCGCUAUCCGGACAUGAGCACGAGGGAGGAGAUAGCCGUGUGGACCAACCUCACAGAGGCCCGGGUCAGGGUUUGGUUCAAGAACCGGCGAGCCAAAUGGAGAAAACGGGAAAGAAACCAACAAGCCGAGCUUUGCAAAAACGGCUUCGGCCCGCAGUUCAAUGGACUCAUGCAGCCCUACGACGACAUGUACCCCAGCUACACGUACAACAACUGGGCCGCCAAGGGCCUCACGUCGGCCUCCUUAUCCACCAAAAGCUUCCCCUUCUUCAACUCCAUGAAUGUCAACCCCUUGUCCUCGCAGACCAUGUUCUCGCCGCCCAACUCCAUAUCCUCCAUGACUUCCAGCAUGGUGCCGUCGGCGGUCACGGGCGUGCCGGGCUCCAGCCUCAACAGCCUCAAUAACUUGAACAACCUCAGUAACCCGUCUCUCAACUCCGGGGUGCCCACGCCGGCGUGCCCCUACGCGCCGCCGACCCCUCCUUAUGUGUACAGGGACACUUGUAACUCCAGCCUGGCCAGCCUGAGACUGAAAGCCAAGCAGCACUCGAGUUUUGGAUACGCCAGUGUGCAGAAUCCGGCGACUAAUCUGAGCGCUUGCCAAUACGCCGUGGACAGACCAGUCUAA
Xiphias gladius (swordfish) is the source of this 942-nucleotide messenger RNA. RefSeq names its product paired-like homeodomain 2 (gene pitx2). Gene Ontology annotation, cellular component: nucleus. The record is from RefSeq and is a predicted model, not a curated record. The coding region runs from base 1 to 942 and encodes 313 amino acids. Lineage: Eukaryota; Metazoa; Chordata; Actinopteri; Istiophoriformes; Xiphiidae. Gene Ontology annotation, molecular function: RNA polymerase II cis-regulatory region sequence-specific DNA binding; DNA-binding transcription factor activity, RNA polymerase II-specific. The transcript has 3 exons. Gene Ontology annotation, biological process: anatomical structure morphogenesis; regulation of transcription by RNA polymerase II.